AUGGGUUCAUCUUGUACGCGUACAACAAAGGGUAUAAAAUCCACAUCACAUAUUAAAGCAUUAACAUCACCCUAUGUUGGCACUAAAGAUGUUAAACGAACAAGAGUUAGCGAAAAUAAAAUUAAUUGGAAUGUUAAAUGGGAAGCCUAUAAACCAAUAGAAUAUACUGAUCCGUCAGUUUUAAUUGAUAAAAAAACAAAUACAAAACCAGUAUGGGCUGAUGAUCCUGAUCCAAGAUCAAUUACUGGAUUCAAUAAAAUCGAUGGUAAAGUGGAUCGUACAAGUUAUAUGGGAAAAUAUCAAAUUGAAUCACAAACAAAUCGUCCGUUAAAUCCAGCUGGUCGUACCGGAAUGGCCAUGAGAGGUUUACUCGGUCGAUGGGGACCGAACCAUCCUGUUGUUACAAGAUGGGCCAAAACUGGAAAUAAAAAAAAUAUAUUAGAAUUUAUCGGUAUAAAACGAAAAGAUACUGGUGAAAUAGCUUUACCGGGCGGUAUGGUUGAUCCGGGUGAAUCAAUUUCUUCAACAUUAAGACGAGAAUUUGAAGAAGAAGCUAUGAAUUCAUUGGAAACAGCACCACAUCUAAGACAAAAUAUUGAUGCAUUAAUGAAAAAACAACAUACGAUUUACAAGGGUUAUGUUGAUGAUCCCCGCAAUACUGAUAACGCAUGGAUGGAAACGGAAGCAGCCGAAUUUUUUGAUGAAACUGGUGAAUUGACAAAAGAUCUUAGACUACAAGCUGGUAAAGUUGAUAAUAUUUUGAUAUCUCAAAAAUAG
Molecule: messenger RNA, 777 nt
Organism: Didymodactylos carnosus
Lineage: Eukaryota; Metazoa; Rotifera; Eurotatoria; Philodinida; Philodinidae
Source: the annotation of a GenBank genome assembly